Brassica rapa (field mustard) is the source of this 360-nucleotide messenger RNA. RefSeq lists its product as uncharacterized. The record is from RefSeq and is a predicted model, not a curated record. Gene Ontology annotation, molecular function: nucleic acid binding. Lineage: Eukaryota; Viridiplantae; Streptophyta; Magnoliopsida; Brassicales; Brassicaceae.
AUGGCAUAUUCAGAAGGGUACUUCGCCACAUUCAAAACGGUUUCCAAAAUCCUCCAAGCAGGUUUCUGGUGGCCAACUAUGUUCAGAGAUGCUCACGCCUACAUAGCUCGAUGCGAUGCAUGCCAGCGACUUGGGAUCAUCAGCAAAAGGAAUGAGAUGCCUCAGAAUUACAUUUUAGAAGUUGAGGUGUUCGACUGGUGUGAAGUCGAUUUCAUGGGACCAUUUCCUCCGUCCUUCAAGAACGAGUACAUCCUGGUCGCCGUUGACUAUGUCUCCAAGUUGGUAGAAGCAGUGGCGAGUCCCACUAAUGAUGCAAAAGUGGUGACUAAGAUGUUCAGCUCCAUCAUCUUUUCGAUUUGA